ACAGACAGGAGGAGGAGGAGUCAGGAAGGGAGAUAAAACACAGAGUCAGCAGAGCAGAGACGUCCAAACUGAGGAGGAUCAGAGCAGGAGACCAGCGUCACUCGUCUGCAGCGUGAACGACUGAGAGACGAGAGCCGAGGAGGAGGUGGAAAAAGAGGAGGAGGAGAAACCAAACCACCCACAGAGAGAAACUUUCCUCACACACAGACGCUCUGUCUGUGUUUAUGUUUGUGUUCUGACGACGGAAAACUGAACAGAAGCAACGAAGACGAAGCUCUGAACAGAAAACACUUUUCUCUGAAUACAACCUGACAGAAGAGGAGCAGACUCACUGCAGUGCAUCAUGGGAACGUCUUAACGCCGCAGAGACCCCUGAAGACCUGAACCUCCGCCCUCUGGAUCCAGCUCCACCGCUCCCAGCAUGCUGGCCCGGCGGCCCCAGGGAAGGAGUACCGCGGGCGAGGCAGGACGGCUGCUGCUGCUGCCUCUACUUCUCCUGGGCAUCAUGCUGACCAUGGCGGCGGCGGCGAGCGCUGAGGAGUUGGAGAGCGAGGAGAGCGAGGAGUUCCUGGAGGAGGAGGACGUCAUCAGCACGGAGAUCCUGGAGCCGAUGUCCUCAGAGCUGUCCCGGGUGUCCCCCCUCAGCUCCUGGCUCAUCUUCAGAAGGAACUCCAACAAGGGGGACAACCGGAGGACCAAAGGGUCCAGGAGAGCCUCCAAGCACGGUCUCCCAGGACCUCCAGGACCUCCAGGCCCUCCCGGACCCCAGGGGCCCCCCGCCCCCCUCCUGCCCCAUCAGCAGGACCUGAUCCAGGAGCUGAAACUGAGAGAUGGAGGAGGAGUGUGUGUCCUGUGUGAUCGUGCACCUCGUGUCUCCACUUCCUUUCUGAGUCGUCUCCUGCAGGUGGUGGUUGUUCCUCGCCGCAGCCUGCUGGAGCUGCAACCAUUCAGCCAGCCCUCCCCAGCGGAACGGAGCCUCCAGAGAGGUCAGAGCUUCAACAGCAGCGUGGGCCGCUACACGGUGCCAGUCUCCGGUUUCUACCAGCUGACCGCCAGCCUGCUGAUCGAGUCAGGUGACAGGGUCCAGGUGAGACUCAGAGACAGCGUGCGAGCAGCGAUCUGCAUCGAGUCUCUCUGCCAGAGCAAUCUCUCUGUUGAGUCUGUGAUGGGUGUGGCAGCUGCUGGAGGAACUUUCAGCAUGUUACUGACAGGAACACUCUAUCUACAGGCUGGAGAGUAUGUGUCGGUGUUUGUGGACAACGCCAGCGGCUCGGCCCUCAGCGUCCUGCAGGACUCUCUGUUCUCUGGGAUCCUGCUGGGAGUCUGAAGAUCUCGCCAGCGGAGGAGUGACAUCUUCACCAGGGGCCUCAUGUCUGAAAGAGUGCAAAGCUUACAUACUGAAAGAAGGCGUACUCAUCGUACCCAUCUCACCUCCACAUGUAUCAAACUGUUCCUACACCAGGUUCUGGGCAACUUUCCUUGAUACAUCCCAAUCAACUGAGCGUAUAUGCACGAGCCACCAGCCACGCCCUGGCUCCUCCUGAAAAUGAAUACGCAGAUGACAAGCAAAUGACUUUAAAUAGCCUGCAUGCCCGCUGAUUAUCGACAAAACAAUGGCAAAUCAACUUACUGCCACUGCGUGCGUGGUGGACGUGGUGAUCUCGGAGGUGGAGGAAGGAAAAAUUAUCUUUUUGUUGCCUCAGGUCUGGGAUGAGCAACAAGAUGUCACUGUAGCUGUUAACGCAGCCGGAUCAGAGACCUGCACCAUGGCAGAAGUGUCCCUCAACACACGCUCCUUCAAAACUCCACUGUUAUUCAUAUUUCAAGAGCUGUUAGAGCAGCCAGUGCAUAAUGUCUGCUAAAAUAAUUUUUACGCAUCAGUUUAUAAGCCACACUUAACUUGUUGUCCCAAUUAUACAUCACAUACAGGAUCAAAUAUGCACUACUCCUGACUUAUUCUGAAAGGAUUUCCAACACACAUUUUUCUCUGAGGAGAGGGAUUUGUGCGUCAUGGGUCGCUGUGCACCUGCAACGUUAACAUGUUAAACCAAAGAGAAGCAAUCGGUGAUCGGGACUUUGACACAGUGAUUAAAGCAGGUUAUCUAUGAAAAAUGUAUGUGCUCCAUAAUCAGAAUCAGAAAUACUUUAUUGGUCCACGGAGGGAAAUUCGGUAUA
Centropristis striata (black sea bass) is the source of this 2175-nucleotide messenger RNA. RefSeq names its product erythroferrone. Lineage: Eukaryota; Metazoa; Chordata; Actinopteri; Perciformes; Serranidae. Gene Ontology annotation, molecular function: hormone activity. The transcript is spliced from 8 exons. Bases 422 to 1327 code for a protein of 301 amino acids. The record is from RefSeq and is a predicted model, not a curated record.